AGGGAGAGAGAGAGAGAGCGAGAGAGGAGGGUUUCAGUUUGACCAGCUCCGCCUGAGUGGGUGGGGUUGGCUUAAAUUUUCUUGGUGGUUGGUGGACUCUUGAGCUCCGGGGCUGCUCAGAGACAGACCCUUUCUCUCCUCUCUCCUCAUCUCCACUUCCUCAAUCCUCUUUCUCACGCUUUCUUUCUCUCUCUCUCUCUUUGCAUAUAGAUACUAUUUUCUAUUCCUAUGUGUCUUCCCGAUGCCGUGGAGAGGGCAAAGAUUCCAGCUUGAUCGAUCGGUCGAUCCAUCCAUCCAAUAAUCACUUGCUCCGACCAUUCUUCGCUCUUCCAUUAGGUUCUGAUCGAUCCCCAAGUAUAGGGAUCUUGGGCUCGCAUCAAAUUCUGUAAGGAAUUUCACAAAGAGAGUUUUUUUAUGGGAAAAAGAGGAAGAAUUCAGAUCAGCUAAAAAAGGGCUCAGCACAAUGGGAGGAAUUUGCUCAAAGAGAUCAGCUGUGGACAAAUCUCCCAGCGAAACUACUCUUGACGCCAAUGGCCUAAGAGAUUCCGGGCCAAUGCCGACCCAUUCUUAUGACAAGAUGCAAUGCAAUCCCACAGUUCUGCCUAUCGGGAAAGCUGUUGAGAGUCGGCUGCAAGAACAAUCCUUCUCCAAUUCGACGGUGCCAAACUCAGGGAACAUCCUGACUGGUGCUGCAGAGGCUGAGCCGCAAUUGUCUAGGGCUUUGUCACAAAAAUCCAGGUCAACUAACUCAAAGCCCACUGGCUCUGCUAAAACUGGGACUACCAAGGUUUCAGAAGUGAGCUCAUAUUUAGGCAGGGCAGGUACUGUUGGGCUUGGGAAAGCAGUGGACGUAUUGGACACACUUGGUAGUAGCAUGACAAGUUUGCACCUUAGUAGUGCUUUUGUAUCAGCUACGACAACAAAGGGCAAUAAAAUAUCUAUUUUGGCCUUUGAGGUUGCCAAUACAAUAGUUAAAGGUGCCAAUCUUAUGCAGUCACUGUCAAAAGAAAACAUAAAACAUUUGAAAGAAGAGGUGCUUCCCUCAGAAGGUGUGCAACAUUUGAUAUCCAAAGAUAUGGAUGAGUUACUAAGGAUUGCUGCUGCUGACAAAAGGGAAGAAUUGAAAGUGUUCUCUAAAGAGGUUGUCCGUUUUGGAAAUCGUUGCAAGGAUCCUCAGUGGCAUAACUUGGAUCGUUAUUUUGACAAACUAGCAUCAGAACUUACGACUCAAGAACAGCUGAAAGAAGCAGAAGCAGUGAUGCAGCAACUGCUGACAUCAGUUCAUUAUACAGCUGAACUGUAUCAUGAGUUACAUGCCUUAGAUAGAUUUGAACAAGAUUAUCGGAGGAAACAACAAGAAGAGGAUAGUCCAAAUGCGGUUCAAAGAGGGGACAAUCUCCAAAUUCUAAGGCAAGAGUUAAAGAGCCAGAAGAAGCAUGUCAAAGGCUUAAAGAAGAGAUCACUUUGGUCCAAGAAUUUGGAAGAGGUCAUGGAGAAGCUUGUAGACAUUGUCCACUUCUUACAUUUGAAGAUUCAUGAUGCAUUUGGAAGUGCUGAUAGUGAUAAACCAGUUAAGGCAUCUGUCGACAGUCAUAAAAGAUUGGGUCCUGCUGGCCUGGCAUUGCACUAUGCAAAUAUCAUCAGUCAGAUAGACACUCUUGUUUCCCGGUCAGGUUCUGUGCCUCAAAAUACAAGGGAUACAUUGUACCAAGGAUUGCCUCCCAGUAUAAAAAGUGCUUUGCGAUCUAAAUUGCAAUUGUUUCAAGCCAAGGAAGAGCUUACUAUUCCUCAAAUAAAAGCAGAGAUGGAGAAAACGCUGCGAUGGCUUGUCCCAAUUGCCAAUAACACGACCAAGGCACACCAUGGUUUUGGCUGGGUUGGAGAGUGGGCAAACACUGGGUCUGAGGUUAAUCGAAAGCCAGCUGGGCAGGCUGACCUGAUCCGGAUUGAGACACUUCACCAUGCUGACAAGGAGAAGACUGAAGGAUACAUCCUUGACCUUGUUGUGUGGCUUCACCACCUCAUCAGCCUUUCUAGGUCCGGCAAUGGAGGUGUCAGGUCUCCCAUUAAAUCCCCAGUUCGCUCGCCCACCCAGAAGCGUUUAACAGUCAAAUUGCCUGGAAACAAACCAAAUGCCCCAUCUUCCAUGCUCACCCAAGAGGACCAAGAAAUGCUACGGGAUGUCAACUUUAGAAAAUUGACUCCAGGAAUCAGCAAAAGUCAGGAGUUUGACACGGCAAAAACGAGACCAUGCAAGCACAACAGGUUGAGCAAGAGCAAUAGUCAUUCUCCGACCAGCAGUAGUAAGAAAGAUUUCUUUUCAAUUAGAAGGCCGUCCAUGGUUCCCAUUAUCAACUUUGACAUUGACAAAUUAAAAGCCCUGGAUGUAAUCGAUAGAGUGGAUGAUCUUAGAAAACUAUGAUUCAAUAGUCAAAGAUGAACAGUAGAUUGGUGAGGCCAAUCCUGAUCGACAUGCUUGUGUUCCUAGUGUCAGAGGCCUGAAAUUUUAUUCAGAAAAAUGUCUGGCGGCAGCACUAAAAGAUAAAGUAUGAGCGGUGAAGGUGGGAUUUUGUAUGUAGAGAUAGGGAUGGUGAUCAUGGUUGAAUUGUAUUAUAAAGGGUGGUCGUUUGAUGUAGAAAGAAAGAAUUGGUGCAGCAUUACUUUCAUGCAAUGAAUUUUCUAAUAAUCAGAGCUCUAUAUA
This is a messenger RNA of Elaeis guineensis (African oil palm), 2701 nucleotides long. The record is from RefSeq and is a predicted model, not a curated record. Lineage: Eukaryota; Viridiplantae; Streptophyta; Magnoliopsida; Arecales; Arecaceae.